Nymphalis io (European peacock) is the source of this 1330-nucleotide messenger RNA. RefSeq names its product coiled-coil domain-containing protein 97. The record is from RefSeq and is a predicted model, not a curated record. The transcript has a single exon. The coding region runs from base 129 to 1154 and encodes 341 amino acids. NCBI's taxonomy places the organism in Eukaryota, Metazoa, Arthropoda, Insecta, Lepidoptera, Nymphalidae.
UUGUUAAAUUUAACGAGCAAAUCAUUUUCAAUUAAAAAUUGAAGUAUACGGUUAAAUAAAUAAUAUAUGCUAAUAACAAUCUAAGUAAUUUAAUGUUACUUUUAGUCUUCAUAUAAAUAAUAAAAAAUAUGGAAGAUUCGUCUUUAUCCCCUAGCCAGAGUGAGGAAAUUAACAGUGAGGUUGAUCCAAUCAUGGAUAUUAUUGAUUAUUUGGUAAGAUGCGCAAAUGUUUCAUUUAAAAACGCUACAGUUGAUCAUCCCGAAGUACGAAACAAUGAAAAAAUUCAAUAUGCAGUAGAAUUUUAUAAGCAAUCCCCGACACAAUUUUUGUUGCAAUUCGGCAAAUUUAUUUCUGCAAAUCAUUUACAAUAUUUUGAAAAACAGCACUUGAAUAAUGAAAGUUUUCAAAAAUGUUUAGCUGAAUUAAAGUCGUAUCAUUCAAAUGAAUCUAGAAAUAAGAGAGUCAGAAAUAGACGUUACAAAGCCAUGCAAAAAUUACAAGAGAAUACAGAUUAUUUCAGUGAAAAACAAAUGAUGUAUCGUAACCCACUAUUGUAUGAGCAACUAAUAGGGCAGUACUUAAGUGAUGAAGAAAUAAGGGACAGAGAUGCUGUUGGUACAGAAAAUCUUACUUUAUUAAGUAUGAUUCUAGACACAGUUGAAAGGAAUGAAAUGAGACAGACUAAAUAUGAACAAAUGCUCAAUGAGGAUGAAGACUCAUCUGAUGGAACACUGCAAAGCAAUGAUAACAAGAAUGGUGCUUGUAGUAAGGAAAAACAGUGGGGUAGUUUUGAUAUACCAGAUACCGAUGCUCCUUAUGCACCCGAUAAACGAAAACCGGCAAUGAUAAAUGCAAAUGAAAGAAAUCUUCUAAGAGAAGAAUUUUUACACGAAAUGUAUACUAGUUUUAUAGAAGGCAGAGAUAUCAAUUUUGAUUAUAACUCCGUUGAUAAUAAUGAAGAAUAUGAUGAUUUGCAGCAAAUAUCGCAAGAUGCAGAAGACAAAUAUUUUGACUCUGAAGAAAAUGAUGCAAGGACAUUAGAAGAACAUAUGACACUUGUAGAAGAAUAUGGAAGAAAAAAAUCUAUUGAAUCUAGUGAAAGUAAUGCAGAUCCUUUAGAUGUGUAUAUGCAACACAUUUCAUAUAAACUUUAACAAAAUCAAUUAUGUUUUAAUUUUUUCUAUAGAUAUUUACACUGAUAAAUAUUAUUUGUAUUUAUGUAGAUAGUAAUAUAUUUCAAGAAAUUUUACUGUUGAAUCACAAUAAAGUCAAAAUAGGUAAUAUUAAAAGAUAAAACAACUUAUAUUCUCUGAUUUGUAUAUUUCUAUAA